Molecule: messenger RNA, 1401 nt
Organism: Kwoniella shivajii
Lineage: Eukaryota; Fungi; Basidiomycota; Tremellomycetes; Tremellales; Cryptococcaceae
Exons: 3
Coding region: 1-1401 (466 amino acids)
Biological process (GO): tRNA processing; intronic box C/D snoRNA processing; rRNA processing
Cellular component (GO): nucleolar ribonuclease P complex; cytosol; ribonuclease MRP complex
Molecular function (GO): ribonuclease MRP activity; ribonuclease P activity
Source: RefSeq, a predicted model, not a curated record
AUGGCUCCUCCGCCGACUUUAGCGGAUACGACUACCGCUGGUGCUGUUCAAGCUGGACCGUCGAAAAAUCGAAAACAACCAAGUAUAGCAAUUGCACAUGACGGUUCCCAGUCCAUCCGUGCGCAAUCGAAGAAGGAGAAGUCGAUGGGUGGUAACAAGUCAGAUUCUGCUGGCAGGGCGGGUAUGAGCAAAGAGCUCGUCAAAGCUGUUCUAGCUAGUCCGUUAACUGUAGCUUGGCCAAAUAUCCCUCGACAUCUCCAGAAUGCCUCUCUCCAUGCCUUGAAAGAACUUAUACCGUCAGAAAUAGCAGACUAUCACGUUUCCAGAGCUAGGUGUCAUCAGAAAGAAAAGAGGUCUAAAAGACGUUCUUUGCGAAAACAUACCAAGGACGAUGAGAAAGAAGCAGGUCCAGUCGAAGUGUCAGGUGAAGAGCAAGAUGUUCAGCCUGAAGAACCGCAAUCGAUAGCUAUAGGUGCCAAAAGACCUCCUGCCGCUACUGAUAUGGAAGAACCCGCUUCGAAGAAACCCCGAACUGAUGACGGGAAUGAGAAGAUUGAUACUGUGAGACCGGUUCAACCUGAAAUACUAUCUCACUUGGUCUUUGGAAUAAAUGAAGUCCUGAAAUCACUCGAGACUCAAAUCGCAGAAUUGAGAAUUCGUCUCAUGAUUAUGGGAGAUGCAUUGAAUGGUAUUCAAAAAGAUGUCAACCUCAAAGGAAAAGCGAACAAUCUAUUACCUACUGCGCCUCGCUCACCUUCAUUAUCACCAGAACGCACACUUCACAACGAUCUUCGGGCAGCGAUACCACUCGAGUUCAUCAUUAUUCCUUUAUUGUCUAUCAAUCCACCUUCAUUGGUAUCUCCAAUACCUCAGUAUUGCGCGACAUACAAUGCAUUAGUAUACCAACAUACCCAGUUAACCAAAUUGUGUCGAACGAGACUUAACGAUCGGGACGUUGAUGAUAUCGUUGGAGGAGAAAAGGAAGAAAUUAGAGUAGUACCGUUAGGUGCGGUUGAGCAAGAGAUUGCUGAAUUAGUCGGGUUGAGGAGAGUCGCAUGUUUGGGUAUUCGAGGAUCACAUCCUUCUGUCGAUGUUUUGAGAAAACUAUUACCCAAAAGCGUUUUACAUGCACCUAGACAUUCCAUCACUCUACCCAUACCAACUUCUUCCCUCAAGAUUUACAAUUCACCAGCAGACAAAGAAGUUCAAAGGAAGAAGAAAUCAUCACAUCCUUUACCCAAUAUCCAUUACGCUGAUUUACAUAUCAAAGGUAUCAAGACCAAGAUACCUAUCGAUAAUGCCGCUAGGAAAGCUCAGAGAUUGGAAGAAGUCAGAAAGAAGAGAGUUGAGGCGAAAAUAAGGAAGAAAGAAGACAGGUUGAAAGAGAAGAAGAGGCAAUAG